Amphibalanus amphitrite is the source of this 2025-nucleotide messenger RNA. RefSeq names its product coiled-coil domain-containing protein 28B-like. The coding region runs from base 182 to 802 and encodes 206 amino acids. The record is from RefSeq and is a predicted model, not a curated record. Lineage: Eukaryota; Metazoa; Arthropoda; Thecostraca; Balanomorpha; Balanidae. The transcript has 5 exons.
CGGUAGUGCAGGACUAUCUCGACAAACGAACAGCUUUGCUGCGCAUUAUUUUGUCCUAUCUGCGCAGUUUCCUAAUAAGUCAUUUGUUUGGAUGCCGGAGUGGGAGGUUUGCGGUGGCUCAACCAUUGGUGGGGUGAAGUGGUUUUAGACUCAACUCUUCUCCACACACCACUCUGUGGCGAUGAGUGGCGGCUCGUCCUCCGGCGCCGCUGGGCAGGCCCAGGAGCUGCGCCAUCUCUCCGACCUGAGUCCGCCGGCGGCCAGCUCCUCCGGCCCUCCGUCGGUCACCAUCGAGUCGGAGACGGGCGCGCGGCGACCGCGACCCCGCGCGCGCGGCAGGGCCGACCCGCCGGCACCGCCGCCGGCGACAUCGUCGGCCGAGGCGGCGCGAGACAAGCACGCAUUCAAGGGUGGCGUGCCGCGCCCCUGCCGACACCACUCGUUUCUCACAGAGCCGGCGGACGUGAAGCGCAUGGAGGCUGACCUGCUGCGCCUGAUGCAGGGCUUCAACUCGGGCAGCCUGCGCGCCUUCGGUAAGGACGUCAGUAUGGAGCAGAUGGAGCAGAUUCGCGAGCAGCAGGAACGACUGGCCAAGCUGCACUUCGAGAUGGGCGCCCAGCAGGAGCUGUUCCCUCCGCUCUCGGAGGAGGGGCUCAGCCGCGCCUCGGCCAGCCUCCAGCAGCUGAUGCAGCAGCUGCAGCAGCUCUCCAGCUCUAUCGAGAAGCUGCACUCGCGAGCCGACGCCCCGGCGGCCGGCCCCGCCUCCACACCUCAGGAGCCGCCUCACGGAGCGAGCACCUGAGAACGGUGACUGCAGUCUGCCGCUGUCCCCUCCGCCACACCUGAACACGCUGCGGAACGGUGACCGGCAGGCCGUGCAGCUUCGCAGUGUUCAUUAUGUGAUAUUUAUCCGCCAUGAACUGCUGGCGGUGAUGAGCACCGAGUGUUGGGACCAGUGGAUGCGCUGAUGGUCCUGCAAGUGAGCUCAAUCAAGACGAAUGGAAGCCAACAGAGUGGGGAUGAAGUAUUGCAACAUCUCCGUACCAUUACUUGGACGUUUUGAACGUUGCUAAAUAGUAAUCGUGCACCGUGCGGCAAGGCAUGCUGCCGAGUUGACCCCCGUGACUGUUCGUUGCGUGAACAAAGCGCCAAAGUGCAGUCCGAACUCCUUGAUCAAUUACAACUCGCGCUCACAGCAGUGAUUGCAUUUUGCACGUGCGUUCCAGCAAUGUGAGAUGCUGGAAUAGUCAUCACUUCUCAUCCUUUAUCAGAGGCGUUCGAAUGGCUUUCACCUUCAGUCUUCCCACGCAGUAUUUCAACGCGCGCGUCGUGCUUGACUUGGUGUCCAUCUUUGCUAUACUUCGUCUUCAUCCUAUCCUGGAUUAUCCUGAGGUCGGAUGAUUGCUGGUCUAAUUAAUUAUUCUCGCAGUUAAGCCAUAAUGUCCCGGUCUAUGUCGGUGAAUCUAUGCGUUUUAUUUUUACUUUCGUCAAUAUGUUUUAAAUGUGUGCAUUUAUCAGAUCAGUGUACGUACGCUAGGCGGAGUUGAUCGUGGAUUGGCAGAGUUCUGCGAUUUGUUAGGGAAUUUUGGACUGACCGUAGGAUGAAAUUCGGACGUUUAGCAUGUGUGCUAGCAUAGUCAGCAACGACCAAGGCUAUAUAAACCGUAACGACCAGCGGGCUCUGUUGCGAAUGUGAUUGUGGCAAUUUUUCAGUGUGCAGCUUAAGGGCAUGGAAGAAAUAUAGCUUGAGGGUAAGGCAAAAUGUUGCUGUGACAGUUAACACUGCUUUCGUCGCAGUUCGCCGUUCUAGUCGUGGGCUACUGUAAUGUAUUGCCUCUGCGUGAAAUGCUAUCCCUGCUCGGCGGUUUUGUCGCUCUAGUCGGCCUAGCAGUCGUAUGUCCGAGCGAACCCAUACUGAAACGUCCGAAUGUCGGUAGGUGCGGCGCGCGCGCCUAGCCAAGAUGAGAAGAGUUGUACUACUCGCUAUAUUUUUGACAACGAACGAAAAUAUACCCUGCUGUGUGU